CUUCUCCUCACCGCCGCGCCGUGAAGUGGAUGUUUUGGUGAGAAAAUACGGUGUCAAAAAAGGGACGUAAAUACCUUAAAAACAUGACAUUUCGACCGAGAGGAACCUAGAGCUACGUAGGAAAGUAGGGCGUCUCCGGCGGAGGUUUUUUCUGAUUAGCUGUGCACCGUAUUCCUCCGCAUGUCCGCUUUCUUCGUAGAUGGUCUCCGGCGAGCGUUGUCUGGCGGCGGACGACGAGUGGUCGACGAAUAAUAUGAAGGAGAUGAUCGGCGGCUGCUGUGUUUGCUCUGACGAGCGAGGCUGGGCUGAAAACCCUCUGGUGUACUGCGACGGACACGGCUGCAACGUGGCCGUGCAUCAAGCAUGCUAUGGCAUCGUGCAGGUGCCCACCGGUCCUUGGUUCUGCAGAAAGUGUGAAUCUCAGGAGAGAGCUGCAAGAGUGAGAUGUGAGCUGUGUCCCCAUAAAGACGGAGCCCUCAAGAGGACAGACAACGGAGGCUGGGCCCAUGUAGUUUGCGCGCUUUAUAUACCGGAAGUAGAAUUUGCGAAUGUUUCGACGAUGGAGCCGAUAGUACUCCAGUCAGUGCCACAUGAUCGUUAUAACAAGACAUGUUAUAUUUGCGAGGACCAGGGCAGAGAGAGUAAAGCAGCCACUGGAGCCUGUAUGACCUGCAACAAACAUGGCUGCAGGCAGGCCUUCCACGUCACAUGUGCCCAGUUUGCGGGGUUGUUGUGUGAGGAGCAAGGAUCGGACGCAGACAAUGUGAAGUACUGUGGAUACUGCAAAUACCACCACAGCAAAUUGAAACACAAGGAGCGGGACAGGCACAAACCUAAACACAAGAAGAUCUCGAUGGACAUGUCCCCCUCCCUCGUCCUUCCUAAUAUCAUGGUCCCAGAAAAGACCUUUAUCAGUGGCAGCUCAGUGGGCGGCGUCCCCUCUCUCCCGACGUCCUCUCAGAAGCGUCUGGAUGACGGCAGCGCCCGCUUCACCACCGCUAACUUCCAGGAAGUGUCGUCGGCGCUGUCCGGCGGCUCCAAAGACGGCCUGGCCGCGGCGGACGCUGGGAAGGCGGCUUCGUCGGAGGCGAAGAACAAGAAGAACAGCGUCCCAGGUCACGUUGUGGCACAGCGGGGGGGCCGCAAGUCUCUCUCCUCCUCAGUGAAACCCCUCCCCUCCGCCGUGGUCACCAUGGCAACAUCCUCCACAUCUGCCUCUGCCUCCACGGGGCCUUUCCACCAAGGCCUCCUGUUGACCAGUGCCAGUAAGACCCCCUCUGCCCCUUCCUCCUCAGACUUCUUGAGUUUCUCAGAUCCAUCGUUGCGUCCUGGGGGCGGGACCACCUUCUCCUCCCCUCCGUCCUUCAGCAGCUGCCUCGUGAAGCCCAGCUCGGAGGGCGGAGCUUCAGAGGGAACGGCGACACUUUUCGGCUCUUUGGUGUCCGCCACCUCCACGGCCUCUGCAGUGGGCGGGAAGCUGUAUGAGAAUUCCCACAGUCUCACAUCCAGCGAGACGCCAAGCCUCGGUGGCUCCGCUGGCUACAAGAGACCCCCCCCCUCCAGCUCAGGAGGAGGGGGAGGAGGAGCAGGAGGAGGAGCAGGAGGAGGAGGAGGAGGGGGGGACGACGGGUUGAAGAAGAAGAAGAAGGGAAACUGGAGAAACAGAUUUGGACCGUGCUUCACGACGGAAGUGAAGCCUUCAGAGACCGCUCCCUCCCUAUCCCUCCCCACCUCCUCCACCACGGCCACCACCACCUCCUCCUCUUCCUCCGCCUCCCCGUCCUCCUCCUCUUCCUCAGCGCUCUCAGGACGCCCGGGCUUAGUCUCCAGCAGUGGGUUGGGAGUGGGAGGUGGAGGAGGAGGUGGAGAGAGGGGGCUGGGGGUCAUGGGGGUCAGCACUGGGAUUCAGAAGUCCCCGUCACUCCUCAGGAACGGAGGUCUGCAGAGCAACAGCAGCUCCUCGAGCACCGGAGCAGGUGUUUUCUCCGGUGCUGAAGGGUCGACCUCGGGGUCUGGAGCUGCCUCUGUCGGCGGCUCUGAGUUGUCUGAGCAGCAGCAGCAGCAGCAGCAGCAGCAGCCCACACCUUCACUGUCCUCUCCGUCUCCGUUCACUGCCACCGCACCGCUCACCAGCACCGCCAACACACACGUGAGCGGCUCCGUCUUCAACCUCGCCCCCUCCCACAUGUUCGGUAACCGGCUGAAUCCAAACUCAGCCAUGGCAGCUCUCAUCGCUCAGUCCGAGGCCUCACCAGCAGAUCAGGAGGUGGGAGACGGCAGCAGUGGCGUCGGAGCUCAGGGCUUCUCCAUAAGAGCUUCUCCCAAGACCACCCCGCGCUCCCCCAUUGGUGGCCUGCAGAUCCGCUAUGACUCCUCGGGGUCGUUGCCGGGGCCGGCGCUGGGGUUGCUAGGGGCGGGGGGAGGCGGGGGGGAGACGCUGCCCCCGGUGGCCACCAGCAUAGAGCAGCUCCUGGAGAGGCAGUGGAACGAGGGGCAGAGCUUCCUGUUGCAGCAGGGAGCUCAGGGGGACGUGCUGGGCAUGUUGAAGGCGCUCCACCAGCUGCAGGAGGAGAACCGGAGGCUGGAGGAACAGAUCAAAAAUCUGACCAUGAAGAAGGAGAGACUGCAGCUCCUCAGCGCUCAGCUAUCAGUGCCUUUCACCCCCUCCUCUGAUUUGAAAGGGGGCCAUCUAGGAGGCACCGACUCGUCAUUUCCUGUGUCAGCUCAGGACGGAGCUUCUUGCGGGGGCCACAGCAGCAGCGGCUCCACCUCGUCUCUCUCCACCCCCCCCUCCGUGUCCCAGAGCCCCCCCCAGCUGAACGGCCGGGUGACGGGGCUGAUGGGAGCUCUGGGAGCUCUGGGAGCAGGCAGCGCUCUGGGCAUGGGGGGGAUCGUUGGGGGUCUGAACGGAGUGAUCCAAAACCCAGCGUGCCCCCCCCACACUCCCGCAGCAGCUACGAUGCCCGCUCAUAACAGCGCUGCGCGGCUCGGCCUGCUGUCGGAGCAGCACCGACUCCUCCUGCAGCACCAUCAGCUCCAACAGCUGCUCUCUGCACAGCCUUCAGCGGAGCAGCAGCAGGUGUUGCUCUACCAGCUGAUGCAGCAGCAGCAGGAGCUCCAGCAGCUUCAGUCGCUCUCCUCCUCCGCCCAGAUCCCCUCCAUGUCCUCCAUGUCCUCCGCUCAGCUGCCCAUCAACAACCAGAGCCAGAGCGCCAUCACCGCCAACCCCUUCCUGGCGAUGCAGCACGCUCACGCCGACUCGCAGAAGCCGCGGCUCGGCGAGAAGGCGCUGGGCGUGGCGGGUCAGGAGAAGACAUGACGGCAGAUGCUCUUUGUUUUUGGGUUAUUGUUUUUUCUUUUAAAAUAAAUAUGCAGAGUCUUCGGGAGGCUGUGGGUCCACUUUGUGGUUCAGUGCAGCAGAGAAACCUGUGUUCCUGCUGGAUUAUUAGCACACACUAUGGCGAGUGACGGCGUUCAUCUGCAGCUCGAGGUGUAUGUCGCAGCUUUUUCAGGAAUCAGUCUUAACAUUUUGUGCUAUUUAUGUCCAUCCAGUUUUAGUUUUUUGUAGCUUUAGUGCUGCUUCAGGUUUUUGUCACUGUUGAGGUAAUUUUGUUUCGAUAUCACUGGUAGCAACUUAGUGUCAGUAAUGAGCACAUGGUGUGUUUGAUCUCAAUAUGUUAUUCUCUAAUCUCUUCACAUCUCUCUCGUGUGUGUCACGUUCAUUUCCUCUCUUUUCGUUGUGUCUCUUUUCUCCAUCGUCCACACUAACAUCCCUCUCUGCUGUCUCACUCUCUCAGGGCCUCUGCUAACUCAGCACACAAGCUAGCACACACAGAACUACAAACAUUAAAAAAAAUAUAGCAGAAAUACAUAAAAUAUAUAUAAAAAAAGAAUUCCCCACUACAGGACUUUACAGUAGCAGAUGUGUGUUUGACAUCUGUCUCGCAGCGAUCCCGAGGGGACUAUUGAGUGAGAGGCUUGUGAAAAUAUCCCACAUGUUCUCACUGUCUCUUUGUGUAGAUACGUUUAUGUCGGUGACCCAAGCCUCAUACAGUCACCGCAGAAGCCUUUCUUUUGACUGUCUCUUCUCUGGGCCAGAUACAGGGGGCUCACUCAGGGAAUGUGAAAAAGAAAAAAAGGAAUAAGCAGCACGUUGAAUGUUCAGAGGGAUGCGUUAAUCCACACAGACUCACACAGAGAAUGCAGUUGGUUGUCAGCCUUGCAUCUGAUCUUCCUGAUUGGACCCCCUGCUGCACCUACCUCUCGAGCAGGACCAGCUAUCAGGACCUAAAGCAAAGCCACCACAGUGAGGCCAGUCGGGGGCCACACCAAAGUGCCUGAGGCCAAAGGUGGAGGACUUGUGUCCCUUCUACCCGAGUCCCUGUCACUCGGCCCAACUCUUCACAAUAGAGUGGUGCAGGAAUGAGUCCUAAAAACCCGGAAAUUAGUUAGCAUUUUACCACUUCCAGCUCCCUCCUGUUAAAGCCAACUGUUUUAUGAAUGUGUUUUUGGUUGUUAGCUUGAAAUAAGUUCUGUGGUUAACACAAGCUGGACCAGAUACAUCACUGGUUAAUUUAAAAAAAACGCGGUCGCUAACAAGUGUCUAAAUGAGACGACUAAACGUCAUCACCCAAGAUUAGCCGCCUUUAGGUUAGCGGUGGUGAAGUAAUGUGACCGUGCUGUAGUUCCUUUAUAGCCUUACGUUAUCGUUUUACUUCUCGUGUUUUCAUUUACGCUUUUUAAAAAAUCAUCAUAUCCUGCUGAACAAAGCGUAUCUGAAAUGUGUGUUUUCCACAGAUUUUAUUUUCUGCAAUAAUCCAAAAGCCAAUGGAGAAAUCCGAUUGGCAUUUUGACGAGGGAGUCUUUGCGAUGCUAACUUCCGGGUCGGCCUUCAGUAACACAUCACCCCUGCACCAGUGUAUGCUACUGGUAAUUAAGCUGCGUUGCUAAGGCAACAGAUUACAAUAAGACUCGUCAGGGUGGACGUGCGUUUAAUAAAAACCAGGAAAUAUUAUUCUGCUGCAUUCUCUGAUAUCAAAGCCAACUUUGUAUUGUGCUUUUUAUUUAUUUGGGGUUUGUGUAAAGGGCAUAAGGAGAUAUAUUUUAAAAAGCCCGCUGGUGUUGCCACCUAACAUCGUUUUUAUACUACUGUGUAAAGUUUUCUUUGUUUUGUUUCUUUCCCUCAUCUUGCUGUAAAACCCGUUUAAUGACUUCUAUCUGUGUUGUGUUUGAAAGCUAGAAGCUAUUGAUGGUUGGCUGAUUGGGGCGGGGGUGUGGCUGUACAUAGCUGUUUGUAGGGGGAGGACAUGUGUCAUCACAGUUUUUACCUCGUUAAGUGUACAUAAACCUUUCUCAUUGGCCGUUGGUGUACAUAAGUGAUUGUGAUUGGCCGUGCUGGUGUGAAGGAAAGCCAAUGAAGCCUCAGCUUGUGUGUGAAUCUUUAGGACCAGUGACUGGACACACAAAGUAUUAAUUUAUUUUUAUAUGUGCAGGGACAUUGUGUUUCUUUUUUUAAGUUUUGCACCGUUUUCAUGAUGAGAAGUCAUUUUAUACUCUGCACCGUGUUUUCAUCUGUGCACACAUCUGUUCGGAUACAUUUUAUACAGGUGGAAAAUAAUGGGAGGGGAAAAAAUCUGACAUUGUAUUUCAAAACACCAAAAAUAAAGAAACACUCUGGAUAAAACUAACAAGAG
Messenger RNA from Trematomus bernacchii (emerald rockcod), 5693 nucleotides. RefSeq names its product MLLT10 histone lysine methyltransferase DOT1L cofactor (gene mllt10). Gene Ontology annotation, molecular function: histone binding; nucleosome binding. Lineage: Eukaryota; Metazoa; Chordata; Actinopteri; Perciformes; Nototheniidae. Gene Ontology annotation, cellular component: nucleus. Gene Ontology annotation, biological process: regulation of transcription by RNA polymerase II. The record is from RefSeq and is a predicted model, not a curated record.